Messenger RNA from Scophthalmus maximus (turbot), 2121 nucleotides. Its product is annotated as transcription termination factor 1. NCBI's taxonomy places the organism in Eukaryota, Metazoa, Chordata, Actinopteri, Pleuronectiformes, Scophthalmidae. The coding region runs from base 218 to 1936 and encodes 572 amino acids. The record is from RefSeq and is a predicted model, not a curated record. The transcript is spliced from 11 exons.
AGGCGCGCAUGCGCUGCUGUUAAACCGGAAGUAACCAAGAAUUUCACUUCCUUAAGACCCAUGUGCCGCUGCAGGACCGUGAGACCGGAAGUAAACAAGAAUUUCACUUCCCAGAUCCAUGUGCCGCUGCAGGACCGUGAGAGACGCUUCAACAACAAACUGAGCUGUGACAUCACUCUUCACCUCCACCCUCUUCAUCACCUCUUCACCUCCAGUCAUGAAUCCUCCUGCAGAAUGCCCCCAGAAGAAGAAGAGGAGGUCAGAGAGUCUGGAGGAAACAACUCCUGAUGACAUCGACACACCUGUGAGAGGAGAGAAGAAGAAGAAGAAAAAGAAGAAACAAGAGGAGGAGGUCAGUCUUUCUCCUUCUCCUCCGGCUGAUGGACAGACAAACAACCAGAGCGAGGAGGAGGAGGAGAAGAAGAAGAAGAAGAAGAAGAAGAAGAAGAAGAGGAGAAAGGAGAUGGAGGAGGAGCGAGGAAAAGUGCAGGAGGUGCAGCCCAUUGUAGAAAGCAGCGAGACAGAAAAGAAGAAGAAGAAACACAGGAAAGCACUAAGUGAGGCCAGCGCUGUCACGGUAACAAACUAUAGCAACAGAGAAACAGACUCCGUGGUUUCCAUGGAAACAAAAAACACCAGUCACAGGAGUUUGGUGAAGGUGAUGUCACAGGAAACAGAUAUGGGAGAAGAGAACAAGAAAAGAGGGAAGAAGAGGAUGAUGACAGGAAGAGGAAGAGGAGGAGUGAAGAAGAAAAGGAGGAGAGAGAGAGCAUCUGAAGAAGGACUGGAGUUUCCCUGGGCGUUGGUGGAGGAGCUGCAGGAGUUUGUUCCAGAUGUCAAAGAAAAAUCAGUUGAUCAGAUUAAUAAACUGCUGCGAUAUGAUCUGCAGCGCUUCAAGGACUUUAAACAACAAGGCGUGUCACUGUCUCGGGGGCGGUGCUCUAAGGAGGAGAACGGGCGAAUCAGAGAGAACGUCUCAGACUUCCUGGCUCUGACGGGGAUCAGCUCAGCCAAUCAGCUUCUGUUUCCUCAGAGGUAUAAAGAUCAACAAGUGCAGAUCAAGAGGCUGAGAGUCCAACAUCACUUCCUGGAGAAGAUCGCUGACGGGAUCCCGCGGACGUGUCAUCAAGUUCACACCAGAGCCAAGAAGCUUUUUGAUGACAGGAACCACAUGGGAAGGUUCUCAGAGGGGGAGUUGAGUUCUCUGAUCAAGUUACAGAACCUUCAUGGUAACGACUGGAAGAAGAUUGCUGAGAAGAUGGACCGCAGCGUGUACGCCUUACAGAAACGCUUCACUGCCAUCGCUACAGGUCGGGGGUCGUGGAGUCCGGAUGAAGAGUCCAGGUUGAAGUCGGCCCUGAAGGCUCACCUGGAAGUCCUGGUCCAGCACAGUCCGGAGGGUUCUGGUCUGAGCAGAGACCAGCUGUGUAACAACCUUCCCUGGAAGGAGAUCAGUCAGCAGGUCGGAACCAGAUCCUGGAUCCAGUGUCGUCUCAAGUGGUUCUCCAUCCUGAAGUUUAAACUGUCUCCAGGCGGCUCUACCUUCAACAGAGGAGCUGGAGGAUUUCAGGCCAAAAUCCACCUCAUCAACACAUUGUACAACAUGCAUGUGGAUGACGUCGCUGACAUCGAAUGGGACAAGGUCGCUAAGAGUGUCGGUAAAGUGACCCCUGUCUGCGUUCAGAAGAGUUUUCAUCGCCUGAAAGUCUCCAGAGUUCCCAACUGGACCAGUUUAUCAUAUGGAGAGAUCAUCGACUUCCUGUGGCACAGGGAACUUCCUGUUCUGAAGGAGAAACUGACCCGGCUGAGCAGAGAGGAGCAGCAGGAGGAGCAGGAUCAGGAGGAGAACAGCUACCUGCUGUCUGACAUCGUCUCCUCUCAGGACCAGGACGAUCACUUUCAGGAGGUGGACAACAGUCAGGUGAAGAAGAAGUAAAGUCAGACAACGUCAGACCCCGCCCACCAGACGACAGGGCCCACCCACCAGGCGGGACUGAGACAUGACGGAUAUAUCGACCACAGGAAGUGAACUGGAAGCUUUUAUUGUGAAGGUGGUGACACGGUGUGACACGUUGAUCAGAUGUUUGAUGUUUUAACUUUGUAAUGAAUGAAUUUCUCUCA